Molecule: messenger RNA, 1399 nt
Organism: Alligator mississippiensis (American alligator)
Lineage: Eukaryota; Metazoa; Chordata; Crocodylia; Alligatoridae
Gene: BPHL
Product: biphenyl hydrolase like
Exons: 7
Coding region: 108-950 (280 amino acids)
Source: RefSeq, a predicted model, not a curated record
UGACACAACGGGAGUCGGACGGGCCGGCCCGGAAAGGAGCUCAAGGCACAAGCAGGGGCUAAGAGGCGCUGCUCUGCCCCGGCGGCGACCGCCCCGCCCCGGGGACCAUGGCUCUGCGCCUGCUGCCCGCCGCUGCCGCGGCGCUCCGGCUCCGGGGGCCCGCCGCCGCCUACGGCACUUCAGUAACCUCUGCUAAAAUCCAAGUGAACGGAGUCCACCUGCAUUACCAGCAGACAGGACAAGGAGAUCUUGCAGUUCUGCUGCUUCCCGGAAUGUUAGGGUGUGGUGAAACGGAUUUUGGACCUCAGCUCAAGUCUCUGAACAAGCAGCUCUUCACAAUAAUAGCCUGGGAUCCUCGAGGAUAUGGACAUUCCAUCCCUCCAGCUCGAGAUUUUCCUCCAGAUUUCUUUGAAAGGGAUGCAAAAGAUGCUGUUGAUCUGAUGCAGGCACUGAAGUUCAAGAAGUUCUCCAUGCUGGGAUGGAGCGAUGGUGGAAUUACAGCACUCAUAGCAGCUGCGAAGUACCCAUCUCUUAUUCAUAAGUUGGUUGUUUGGGGAGCAAACUCCAGUGUCACCAAGGAGGAUAUUAAACUUUACAACGCUAUCCGAGACGUUUCAAAAUGGAGUGAGAAAGUCAGGAAACCAAUGGAAGAAAUGUAUGGACAUGACUAUUUUGCCAGAACCUGUGAAGCUUGGGUGAAUGGAAUAUCUCAAUUUGCUGAAAAGUCAGGUGGUAACAUUUGUGAACAUUUACUGCCACACAUUGUGUGUCCAACGUUUAUAAUACAUGGUGCGAAAGACCCUUUGGUACCACCGUUUCACCCAGAAUAUCUUCACAAGAACAUCCGAGGAGCACGGCUGCUCGUGAUACCAGAAGGCAAGCACAAUCUACACUUGCGCUUUGCAGAGGAAUUCAACACAGAAGUGGAAAAAUUCCUAGCAGAAGCCUGACAGAUGAAGUCCAUCCAAGGUUGAUUUCAUAUACUGAAUGUCUGCCUUUAUUGUCCAGCCAUCCCCAAACAUGGUACUUACUGUUUGAUUCCCCUUUUUGAGAAAUUGUGGCGUGUUUAAGCCAUGUUUAUAGUUGUGCUUUAAUAAAAAGUUAGAAUCAUGAAAUGUCUGCCCAGUGAAGUGCAGGCCACAGAACUGCUUUUGUCUGAGGACGGGAUGGAGAGGGGGUGGAAAAGGGGAAGUGAGAGGCAUUAUGACUCAACAAGACAACUGUGCAAGUGUUUUGAAGGGAGAAGAGAUGGAAAAGAUUUAUGUAAAGUUAGCAUCAAUACCAGUUUUAAAGAAAGAGAGACAGCAGACGUCGUAUAGAACACAUGCCUUUAUAUGUGAUCUUGAAAUUGAUUUAAACACGAGAGCCAUCAUAAUAAACUUGACUUCAAAAACUGUUA